This is a messenger RNA of Rubroshorea leprosula, 660 nucleotides long. NCBI's taxonomy places the organism in Eukaryota, Viridiplantae, Streptophyta, Magnoliopsida, Malvales, Dipterocarpaceae. The record is from the annotation of a GenBank genome assembly.
AUUAUGUACACAAAUAUGGAAUGUAAAUAUUACUUGACUGAUAUAGCAUAGCCGUUGUCCUGUGGCACUGAUUUUGCUUGAUUUGCUGUCUUCCUAAUUCCUUGAUUAACUCCACUAACUUUCUUAUACUGUGAUUGCUCAUUCUCCUCCAUACUUCUACUGCUUUAUUUCUUUAGGAAGCGAAAAAUGUCAGGUUUCCAACACCGUGUAUACAAAAUCUAUGAUCCGAGCGCAAAAGUGACAAAGAAAUUGGCAAAGGAAGUAUUUUCCAUUGUUGGUCGGGAUCCCCUCAUUGAGAUGAGCAACAAGGGUGCUUUCAUCCGUUAUGAAGCUCCUGAUUUGAAGCCAAACAUUGUUACAUUCUGAGCGGUGGUGAGUACCUUUGCAUUGUGAUAUCCCUUCUUAAACUUUCAAAUUGCACAUCAUAACACUCUGUAACAAUACCUUUCUGUUUGUGAAUGACAGCCUCAUCCUGAUAUCAAGCCAAUGGCAUAUGCAAACAACUUUCUUCGGUUGUUCCAAUAACUUACAUAUUUGUCUUGAAUGAUCUAUCUUCUAUGGUUUGGGGGAUACAAAAGCUACAUAUAGUGCUUGUUGACAAUGCUGCUUUGACUAAUAGUUUUUUCAGUGGUAAAGUCGAAAUAAAAAUUAAAGAAAACU